AUGAUAGUCAGAAGAGAUCGCAUUCAUCAUCAAGGCAAAACUAAUCGAGACUUCAAGAUGUAGGAUUCAUUGAAAAAUACUUCACAUAAUCAAAAUAGUUCUUUGGAUGGAGAUAGAAUCGCUACAUUAUCUAUUCCGAAAAAUAAGAAGUUCUCUGAAAUCUUAGACCAAAAAUCUAAAAGAAUUGUACAAUGCAAAGAUCCAGUUGAUGAAACUAAAACAUCUGCCAAAAAAUUUUACUAACAUCAUUUGAUCGGCUACCCAAGAUCCUCCAAUUUAGAAGAGAAGGAAUUGAUGAAACGAGUGUUUUGUGGUGAUUCUAAUACACUCUUCUUUGAUGAGGAACACAGACAAAGUUAAGAAGGUCCAAUUCAUACUAAAUAGGAGUAAAAGGAGAAAUUGGCUUAACAGAAAAGAGAGGAGAACACCACAGGAAUUCAAGAAACCUAAUUAGUGGGUUUGGAAAAUAAGAAUACACUUGAAGGCAAAGUAGAUCUAGAAAAAGUUAGAGAUAUCAGAAGAGCUAUAAGAAGAAGAUAUGCCAAUAGAAAAAACUUCUAAAAGAUCUUCAAUUUGUGGGAUGAAGAUUCUAAUGGUGCUGUUAGUGUUAAGAAUCUAUACAACAUGAUAUAAAGAUUAGGCAUAAAUAUUAACAUCGAUGAGGCAAGAGUCCUAUUGGCUAGUGCUGAUAUGGAUGGUUCAAGUGAUUUAGGAUUAGAUGAGUUUCUGGAUCUCAUUUUCAAUGAUAAGGAUGCUCUUAAUGUAAAUUUAAAGGCAUUGCCAGCAUUAACUGAGGAUGAAAAGGAUUCCUUAGUCAAAAACUAGGAGACCAUUGAUUAUCUCAGAAAGGAUGCUAUGCAGGCUAGAGAUAGAAGACAUUAAAAUCAAGUCAAUCUCAUUCUUAAAAACAGAUUAUAAUAAUUGGGACAAUAACUAACUAUGUAGGAUGAGUUGUAGAAAGGAUACAUAAGUUAUGGAAGAUUUGAAAGAGUCAUUAAGAAAUUAGAAAUAGAUCCCAGUAUAUUAUCUGAAUAGGAUCUCAAAAUCCUGUAUGAGAAUUUUAAAAACCAAGAUGACACCUUUGAUUAUAAAAAGUUCUUAAAUCAUUUGAAAUCAUUCUAAUUGAAGGAAGAAGUUUACGACGAUCCGUAUCUAAACAAAAACCAAGAACCAGUAGAUAAAAAGUAGUUGUUACUAAAAAGUAUGAAAUAUUAAGAGGAUCAACUCAUUACACUAUUUGACAUCACAAGAUUAGAUGCCUACUCUUUGGAGAAGAUGAAGAAGAAGACUAAGACCCUUGUGAAUAAGAUUUAGAGAUAUAUCCCAUCGCAAACUAAAUUUGAAGAAUUUCUAAAAGGUAAAAUCUAAGGGAAUAAUGUGAAUGUGAAGGAGUUCUCUCAUGUGAUCGUGCAAUUCUUGGAAAGUGUUAAUGAAAGAUACUAAAAGUUCGAUCUUGAAAGCAUGCUCAGUGUAUUGCAAUUUGGCCAAUAUGAAACAUAAAAAGCUGACGAAAUUGUUAGGAUAUUGUUUAAUGAAACUGACUAGGAAUUUUAUGAUAGAGCUUAAUUGAGAUAAAAGGGACCAGCUCCUCCUGAAAAGGUAUCCAAAGUUGACUAACCACUUCAAGCUAUCGAAAAUAAGGAAUAAGAUAUUGAAAAAUAAAUCUAGUUUUAUAAUUAGGAAGCAGGAAUGACGUGGUACCUACCUAACCAAACUAAAGAAUUAUCAGAUGUAUUGAUGAAAGUUGAGAACUCUCUGUUUAACAAAUCCGAAAGAGCCUAUAAACUAUUUAAAGAUUUUGACAAAGAUAAGGAUGGAUACAUCUCGCAGUAGGAUAUGAAAUAGAAAUUCGAGGAGAUGAAUAUACUCAAUGGACAGGAAAUCGGAAUAUUAAUUAAUUAUGUUGAUCCGACUAACAAAGGAUAUGCAACCUUCAAUGAAUUUCAUGAGAAACUCAGAGCUGGAAUGACCAUCUUCGAUACUGCAGGGAAUCAGUUGAUUUCAAUUAAUAGUUAACCUGGAAAGACUUUUUAAAGUGCAGCCAAAGCCUUCUUACCUGAAUUGUCAAGAUUAACUGAAGAAUUCAAAAAACCUUUUAGACCCCAAACAAAUCAUACCGAUAUCAGGCCUUCCACUAGGUUUGGAGCCACUCCUGCUUUCAAAAACACGUUUUAAAACUUUGUUCCUCCGAAGACUUCUCCUAUGUUCAUGACUCAGGGGGAGAGAUUCUCAAAAAACAGGGAAUAAUUCAUUUAGGAUGAGAAAAGUCAGAACAACCAAAAAUACGAAAGCAAACUUAAUAGAAUACGACAAUAUCAUCAAUCUAUAGAAUAAAGAAUUUAAUCUGCAUAAGAGUAAAGGGAUUAGAAGGAUGCAAGCAAUUUAAAAUCAAAAUAAAUGGCACAAUGGACAUAUGAACAUAAAGCCCAUCUUAAAAAUGAUUAUUUAUGA
This is a messenger RNA of Paramecium tetraurelia, 2451 nucleotides long. RefSeq lists its product as uncharacterized. The record is from RefSeq and is a predicted model, not a curated record. NCBI's taxonomy places the organism in Eukaryota, Ciliophora, Oligohymenophorea, Peniculida, Parameciidae. Gene Ontology annotation, molecular function: calcium ion binding. The transcript has 7 exons.